Sinocyclocheilus anshuiensis is the source of this 1176-nucleotide messenger RNA. RefSeq names its product dysbindin domain containing 1 (gene dbndd1). NCBI's taxonomy places the organism in Eukaryota, Metazoa, Chordata, Actinopteri, Cypriniformes, Cyprinidae. Gene Ontology annotation, biological process: negative regulation of protein kinase activity. The coding region runs from base 146 to 646 and encodes 166 amino acids. The transcript is spliced from 4 exons. The record is from RefSeq and is a predicted model, not a curated record. Gene Ontology annotation, cellular component: cytoplasm.
AUGUAGGGGUGGGGAAAAGAGAGGGAGAGAGAGAGAAAGCGAGUAACUAGAAAGAGAUAGAGUACGUACACGAGGCAGGAGGCGCUCCCUCUAAUCGCGGCUACGACGCCAAACAGCAUUGCACCGGCUGCUACAAUAGUCUUAAAUGGAGGCUCAGGCAGACUCUGGUGCUGCAGGGCCACUUAGAGAUCGAGAGUUCCAGAAGCUUCUGAAGUCCUCCAGCUCUGCCAGUCUCAUCAGCGAGCCCUCCCACAAUGCCUCAGGAGAGCAUGUCGGUACUCCGUCACACCAUGGCAGCCAGGUGCUGAUCACCGAGAAACGACAGCCUCUCAGCAGUGUGUCCUCUCUGGAGGUACACUUUGACCUCCUGGACCUGACGGAGCUCACAGACAUGUCUGACCAGGAGCUGGGGGAGGUGUUUGCUGAUUCAGAUGAGGAGAAUCAUACAGAAUCCCCAGCAAUUCACCCCGCAGAUCGCCAGCAGCCACCAUUACCUAGAUUUCCACACAGCGGUUACGUCCGCUCGCCCUCCUGGACCCGCGGUGGAAAAGGGGAACAGCAGCCGAGAGAUCGAAAGCACCACAGUGACUCCGAAAACACAGAGCCAAUGUUGAAGAUAGAGCGCUCUCAAUCCCAGCAGCCUUGAGCCAGGGACAGCUACAGGGGCUUAGGAAGAAAACAAAGCCCUUGUGCGGAAAGUGGAGGUUCUUUCUCAAGCAAGAAGAUGAGGAACCCUUGGGAUCAAAGGACAUGGGGGUCUCACCUAAAGAUAAUGCAAUCCCUUUGUCCAUUAUGGACAAGAAGAGAGCUCCAAAAAGCUGGGGUAAGUGUAGACUCUUCCUCAAGAUGGAACAGACUUCAUCCAACUAGGAUUUUGAGACGCCUCUUUGGGACAGAGUUACUUUCAGUCUUCUCCAUGUGACUACUGCAUAUGGAGAACUUGAAGCAUGAUGUAGCAUUACGGACAACACUGGCUCAAGCAAAGUGAAUCUAAGGAGUAACUGAGGAAUUCCACAGUGAUUUGAAUCUUCAAGGAACUGUUUAAAGAACAGUGCUAUGUAUCGAAGUUGCAACUGUGAUAAGACACAGAGAACCUACAGCAUAGUUCAAGACAUGGCAAUGCAGAGAAGUUACAAGAAUUCCCAACAAAAGUGUCCUUCAAGGAGAUUCUGCAUG